This is a messenger RNA of Anarrhichthys ocellatus (wolf-eel), 2530 nucleotides long. RefSeq lists its product as uncharacterized. The transcript is spliced from 2 exons. The coding region runs from base 385 to 2400 and encodes 671 amino acids. Lineage: Eukaryota; Metazoa; Chordata; Actinopteri; Perciformes; Anarhichadidae. The record is from RefSeq and is a predicted model, not a curated record.
UCACGAUAAAGGAUGUUUGUAUGAUCUUGUGAUCCCACUUUUCGAGCAGGAUCUCUUGAUAUUGCAAGAAUGCACACUAAGGACUAAGAGCGGACAACUCAAUACAAGACCUUCCAGGUGAUGGAUUUUACCCAUCCAAGAAGCUGAUGUCCUUUCCAUUCAAUAAACCCUUCCUUUGUCUAUUUUUCAGCCUUGCAUUGCUAUUGAAGCAUUGUGCCCAUUUUCCGAUUUCAGGGCUCUGAACAAGUCGCUUAUUUGGAGGGCUCCCUGGGAGCUCGCUUCUGUACUGUCAGCAGGCUGCCUCCUUGCAGCUGGCUCCACUGAAAACUCAGCGACGCAGAUAAACAACGCUCUGGCAGUUGGCAGCCGAAGAUCACAAACUCCAUGUCCCAUCCCCUGUAUAACCCCUAUGCCUCCGGGAACCAAAGUUCCAACCAGGGGCAGUAUGGACUCUCCGGUGGACCGGCAGAGAAGGACCAUCAGAGAGCGUCUUCUAGUGCUGGACCUGGGUCCAUCUUCAGCUUUUGUGGAACUUCUUCUGGGACUUCUGCCAACUCUGGGGGAAUAAUUCCGUCACUGCUGCCUCAGUCGAUAAGCUACGGGCCUGAACCGAGUAGGGCCAUUAUAGACAAGAACAUGGAGAGGUCUAUAGACAUGCAUAUUGGUAGAGCCAGAGAGGAGGUGAGGCUACUUGGCAAACCAAUGCAACAGCCCAUAGACUCUCGCUUGACCAGGAUUCAAAGGGAGUGUCUCUCCUCAGGCACAGGGAUGGUCUCCUACCCAAUGUCCUCAACCUCUGCCUCUCUAGGACGUAGAUACCCGGGAGUUGAAAGUGGCAGUAGGUCCUCGGACUGGUCAUCGAACUACGAAAGGCCCACUGCCGAUGAACCCUCUAAAUUUUAUUCAACGUCUGCUUCGUCUUCUUUUUCAAGAAGUGCUGACAAUGUUUUAAUUUCCUCCAGUGAAAGAGAACAUGUAAUGCAGUCUCUUCCAGGGUUAGGUAAUGUUGAGUAUCCAUUGUCAGACAAGCCUGCGGCCCGUACAGAGUCGGAAUUAGCUUCUAACAUCCUUCUGCGUUUUGGACUUGAAAAAGAGGACUUGGACCAUCUUGUCAACUACCCUGAAGACCAGAUCACCCCUGCUAACCUGCCGUACAUCUUGCGGCAAAUUCGCCUUGAGAAGACCAAAAGAGCUACGACUGCAGUGCAGCCGAAACCCUGUUCCGAUCCCCAACCCACCAGAAUGAGUCAUUCUGGAGGGGUAGGGAUGCGCCAGGAGGAAAUAUCAUCCGCAGUCCUCAAGCAAAGUAAAGUGAUUGACUGUGGACAAAGUGACAAAUAUACUGGAGGGGCUGGAGAGGAGAUUGGAAGUAUCAGUCGCAGUAGAGAAAACUGUGGUGGCAGUGGAAGUAUGUUGCUAAUUUACACUUAUGGUAGUAGCAGACAUAUUGAAGAACCACCGCAAAAAACAGUUGAAAGCACUGCCUUGGGUUUUUCACGUGACCAGGCGAGUUCUGUUUCCAGUCUCAGCUCUUUGUACAGUUCAAAACUGAGCUCUGUGGCUCCCCCAAGCAAUGAUCAGACAAAAUUGGAGAUCCAACCAAACCACAGUUCCCAAACAAUUCUGAGCUCUUCUUCUCUGCCAAAGACAGACACGGACAUCAGCGCUGUCAAGUCUGAAGCCUCCAAACCCGAUGCUUUGAAAGAACCGGAGGCAGAUCGCCAGUCAACAACGAAAACCCAACCACCAUGCACUUUGUACUGUGGUGUGCAACCCAGCAGACCGGACCCUGUGCUCAUUGGCAGUAAUGACACCAGUGGCAAUAAGGAUCAGAAUAAACCUAAAGCACAAGGGUCAAUUACUGGAAAGAUUAAUAAGCAGCAACCAAUAUCACAGAUGCAGCAGACAGAGAAGCAGCCAGUAUCACAGACGGGGCAAGCGAUUUUGCCUUCAGUCUUUUCUGCUACCGAAUCGGUUCCCCCUGCUCUUCACAUUCCCAGCAUCACUGGUGCCAUGCAACAUCUGCCAUUCAUCCCGGUUGGUCCUCCCCCCAUCGUUAGUCGUCCAGAUCUGCCUCAGCCAAUCCCAGACCUGGUGGAGAUCAUUGAUCUGACGCUGUCACCCACCAGCGAGCAGCCUCCGGCAAAAGUUUCAGUCUCCAGGGACCUGCCAACAGCGGCCAUGAUGCGUGACGGUGCUGCGGCCACACCGAGAAUCUUUCCACAUACCUGUUGUCUGUGUAACACAGAAUGUCUUAAAAUCAAGGUGAGUGGAAGUAUGCACUCUGUUGUCUCUCCCUUUAGGAAAGUUCCAGCACUGACAGCUAUGCCAUCAUUGUCUAGUUUUAGGCAGAUGACGUUAUUGGUGAUAACAGUUGUGGUGAUAAUUAGGCCUUUCUAAAUAGCUGUGCGUUCGAUGUUCUGACUACUAGGAUUGGGUCUACCACCAGAACACCAGCUUUCACCUUGAGAGCUGCAAGGUCCUCCGUAAACGAUACCCGGAGUGGGAUGGUGAGAUUCCAAGCAGGACC